ACGUUGGCAUUAUUAAUCAUCGUCAGUCAGACGGAAGGAAAUGGGAAUGUGAUUGGAAGUCCGUGUGGAACUGGAAUGGACAGUGGAAGCUCGAGCCCAAACUUUACAUUGAACACCGUGUACUACAAUCACAGGGUUCUCUUCCUAACUGUGCUGGGCACGUUGACUUUAACCCUCCUUGGUUGUUUGGGUUGCCUCUGCUGUUGCUGCUGCUUCCGUUGGUCGACGAGAAAUGUGGAGAGUCUGGAUGCGUAUGCUCCACGCACACAGAGCAUUGUGUGGCCACCCCUGCCCGAGGAAACAGCUCAUGUCCUGGAACUGACCUUUCUACAUACACCUGGUGCCGUAGAUUGUCUGUGCAGUGCCUGCGAGCUGGCUAAGAAAGUGCGAUGCAUUGAAAAUUGCCUAAAUGCAUCUGAAUACAAUUACUGGCUUAAUGAGACACAGUCAGUGCAAGAGGACGACAAUGCGACAAAUAAUUCAGUUGGCUAUAAAAUUAUUAGCGAUAUAAGUGAAAGCAAUAACAGCAUUGUUGCUCGUGUGGAUCCACUAACGAAGGUAGCAUUCGUGGCAUUGCUGCUCCACAUACUCGUCGUGGUCGGAGGCAUCAUCAUCUACAGCGUCGUCUACUGCAAACAUCGUGCGGCAAAACGAAGGCCGCUGGAGGUAAAACACCGCCUACAAAGUCCGUUAACACUGAAGCACGUGCCCAAUAUUCCAAAUUGCCGUUGUCAUGGUUGUCUUGUGGCCAGACAAAUUCUGAGUGGCCUGAUCGUACAAUCCAUCAUAAAGGAGCGUUCAGAAAGUGCACAAGCACAAAAUGAAUCACCUUAAUUGUAGAUCCAACAAAAUGUUGACAAAUAAGGCACUUGGGCGGCAUCAGGAAUUAGUAUGUAUGUAGUUUGGGUAAGCUGUUUUUAAGAUAAACGGUAGAGUUGUAUCGAAUCGUUCAGAAUAAGUUCGAUUGAUUGAACAAAAAAAAAGUGAACGAACGAACUACGUCCCUGAUUUUACAGGGUGCGCUAUUUUUUAUGUCGCUCCGUCAACAUUAAAUUACUUUAAAUUCA
Molecule: messenger RNA, 1067 nt
Organism: Drosophila innubila
Lineage: Eukaryota; Metazoa; Arthropoda; Insecta; Diptera; Drosophilidae
Exons: 4
Coding region: 76-834 (252 amino acids)
Source: RefSeq, a predicted model, not a curated record